AUGCAAGCCAUUACAAGACGCUUAGGCUCCCAAUCCUCAACUUCGCUCAAAUCUAUCUAUCCAAUUUCCCAUCACUAUUAUGGUGCGGAUCAUGAACGUUACGUAUCAACCAUAGCUACCAAGGGCGUUGGCCACCUCGUCCGCAAGGGUACUGGUGGACGCUCAUCUGUUAGUGGUAUUGUUGCUACAGUAUUUGGGGCAACUGGAUUUCUUGGCCGUUAUGUUGUCCAACAACUUGCUAAAAUGGGAUCUCAAGUCUUAGUUCCUUUCCGAGGCUCUGAAGAUUGUCCUCGUCAUCUCAAACUGAUGGGAGAUUUAGGACAGAUUGUACCCAUGAAAUUCAAUCCAAGAGACGAAAGUUCGGUUAAGGCUGUAAUGGCUAGGGCCAAUGUUGUCAUCAAUCUUAUUGGAAGGGAUUAUGAGACAAGAAACUACAGCUAUGAGGAAGUGCACUAUCACAUGGCCGAGAAACUUGCAAAGAUUUCCAAAGAGCAUGGUGGUAUCAUGAGAUUCAUUCAAGUUUCUUGUUUAGGUGCAUCUCCUUCAUCUUCCUCCAGGAUGCUUAGAUGUAAAGCAGCUGCCGAAGAAGCAGUUUUAAGAGAAUUACCUGAGGCCACGAUCUUCAAACCUGCUGCUAUGAUUGGUACAGAGGACCGAAUUUUAAACCGAUGGGCUCAAUUUGCAAAGAAAUACGGCUUUCUUCCAUUGAUGGGGAACGCCAACACAAAAAUCCAACCUGUUUAUGUUGUUGAUGUCGCCUCUGCACUUACUACAGCCUUGAAGGAUGAUGGAACUAGUAUGGGAAAGACUUAUGAGUUGGGUGGUCCUGAGAUCUUUACCAUUCACGAGUUGGCAGAGAUUAUGUAUGACGUGAUUCGAGAAUGGCCUCGAUAUGUGAAUGUGCCUCUUCCUAUUGCUAAGGCAUUGGCAACACCAAGGGAAUUAUUAUUAAACAAGGUCCCCUUUCCACUACCCAAGCCUGAGACAUUCAAUCUGGAUCAGAUCCAUGCUUUUGCUACAGAUAAUGUUGUUUCAGAAAACGCUUUGACAUUCAAUGAUCUUGGAGUUGUUCCUCAUAAUCUGAAGGGAUACCCCAUUGAGUAUCUUAUUCAAUAUAGGAAAGGAGGACCACAAUUUGGUUCUACAAUCAGUGAAAAAGUCUCUCCAGAUGCUUGGCCGUAA
This is a messenger RNA of Vicia faba (fava bean), 1182 nucleotides long. The record is from the annotation of a GenBank genome assembly. NCBI's taxonomy places the organism in Eukaryota, Viridiplantae, Streptophyta, Magnoliopsida, Fabales, Fabaceae.